AAGAUUUGAUGUAAAUCGUAAUAACUGCCAAGACGACCUCGCUCAAUCACAAAGUACCGCAGUUUGAACAAACCACUGCGCUGCGCAAGAUUGGAUGUCUACACAGCAGCGAGCCGGCUUGUUAUCAUUUUUCCUUCACUUAGUCGCGUCAAAGUUAGUCUUGUAGUAAGCGAGUCAAAGAAUUCUGACCAGAGUUUAAAAAAAUAGUCGAAUGUCAUUGAACAAAACGAUGUUUUUACCCGAUUACAUGGACGAGCCCCAGUGGCUUCGCAUUGGACGACUGGCAAUAGAAGUCCUUCUCGCACUUUUUGGGGUUUUGGGUAACAUUGCUGUGAUCAUCGCUAUCGUCAGGUGUCCGUUCAUGAGAACGGUUACCAAUAUAUUCAUCUGUAACCUGGCUGUAGCUGAUCUAGGUGUAUUGUUGUUCUCCUUUCCGUUUGCGGUUGUCAAAGAACAAACUUUGUUCUACUGGCCUCUAGGAAGGGCGCUAUGCCAAGUUGCUUAUCCUUUGUCGGAAGUCUUUAUCGGGGUUUCUGUCUGGUCGAUCGUAUUCAUCUCUAUCGAUAGAUAUCGCGGGAUCGUCAAUGACAGCCAUCUUCGAUCCAUGAAGAUUGCUCGCAUUAUCUGUUUUAUUUCUUGGAUAAUAUCUUUCCUAGUGCUAUGCCUCCCUCUCCUCAUUGUGACGCGCUAUUGGGAGGGAGCUGGGUUCAAGGACUGUAUUCAAGAGUGGCCUCAGCAACACCGUAAGUCAAUGGUGCGAGGAUACACUUUCAUCUGCUCCUUCCACAACUAUGUGCUUCCUCUGUCAAUCAUCUUGUGGACAUACUUCAAGAUAUUUCGCAAGCUAGGUAACAGUACAGCAUUCAACGAGUCAACUCGGAGAGCCAAGAACCUGCGCGAUAGCUCAUCUUCUCGCCAUGAUGAGCAGCGAAUCAAGCGAAACAACCGAGCUAAGAAGAUCCUUACCCCGGUAGUGGUGGUGUUCGCCGUGACCUUACUCCCUGUUAAUGUAUUCCGACUAUUGCUGACAUGUAUGCCCAGUCUGCUACACUUCCAUUAUCUCUGGGUUCUUUAUAACUUGUGUGUCGUUGCGACUGUGUUGAAUUCGUCUUGUAACCCUUUCAUCUACGCCGUUGUUAGUGAUAACUUUCGUAUGGCCUUCAGGAAGAUGUUGGGAGCUAAAGAGAAUUUCGCCCGUAGACGAGCACCUUAUGCUCAUUUGUCCUCUCCUGAAGGCGCCACCGCCACCUUCAAGCUACAUAGCAAAAACUCCCCAAAAUCAACGACUUCCACAAACUUCCCCGUAGUGUCUACAGGCUCCUUAAGUUCAUCAGAUCAAGUUUGACCUGUUUCCCAGUCACGUGACUUUUCGGGCUUUGACUUAUAGACUUUGACCUUACAACAUGCAGAGGGCCAUGAACUUUGGAGUUUGACCUUUCAAUCAUGUAAUCUGCUCGAUCUGUUUCUCUAUAGCGUGACUUUUGGGGCCAUGGCUUGUAGCCUUUGACCUUUCAAUCAUGUGACCUGCUCGAUCUGUUUCUCUAUCCUGUGACUUUUGGGGCCAUGGCUUGUAGCCUUUGACCUUUCAAUCAUGUGACCUGUUUGAUCUUUUUCGCCAUCACGUGACUUAAGGGUCAUUAAUUUUGGACUUUGAGCCUCCGAUAAUGUGGCCUGCUUGAUCUUUCUCUAUCACAUGGCUUGAGGGUCGUGAACUUUGGACUUUGACCUUUCAAUCAUGUGGCUGGCCUGGAACCAUAAAUCAAGAGACACUUCUUGUACCAUGUGAUCUCGUGAUUAUUGCCUCAAACGAUUCUGAAGCCACUGUUAGAAAGUGUAAGCGAAGCACUACAGAGGCUUUGCACCAUCAUGUGAUGGCAGCCAUGACAGGAGGCAGGAACAAUUAAAAUCUGGUCUAAUCUGAUUUAAACGAGAAAGAAUUCAGUUUCCAAGGGAAGAAAGACUCACGUGAUGGUGCAAAGCCUCGAUAUACUGUGUUGUAACACUAUGCCCCAAACUUGCAUGUAAAUAUUUCUUUCGCUUCUUCAGUUUCCAUCAAGUAGAUAAUAUGUUUGAAAAAUUCACAGACUCUACGGCUAUGACCUCGAGAGAAAAUCUCACAGCGUUUCUUAAACUGGAGGAAGAUGAGAAUACAACUCAUUCAUGUUAAAAUGUAAAUUCAAUAUAUACUAUAAAGUGAAAUUUUCUCAAGGUUGCGUGCGCACCCAACUUGACGGGCCACAAAAUUGAAAAACUUAAAUUCAGUAAAAUUGAGAAGCCAGUUUUAUAUUUAAAGAGGAGAAUAAUCGAUUUUAUAAAUUCUUAUCGAAACAAAUCCCAUAGGAAUGUAUAAUAAUUCUCAUCAUAAAGCUCCUGUUCUGGUGUCGUGGCCCGUCAAGUUCUUUAAAUUUGGAUGCGCACGCAACCUUAGGUCUAUUGGUGGAACUGUAUAUGUUACAUAUCACAUAAUGCACACGUUACGCUUAAUAGAAACUACAAUCAACACAGGAUCAGGAUCUGUCAGGAGGAACUAACAGGAAGGACUACCACUUUAUAAUUCUUCGGAUUUUACUUGGGCCGUAGAAAACAGAUGGCAUAAUACUCCUAAUGAAGAAAUAGAAAACGCGCGCGCGUGCUGUGUGCUGUCAUAAAGCACGCGGGGGUUGGCAGAACACGAGAGAAG
This is a messenger RNA of Actinia tenebrosa (Australian red waratah sea anemone), 2680 nucleotides long. Its product is annotated as neuropeptide Y receptor type 2. Gene Ontology annotation, cellular component: membrane. The record is from RefSeq and is a predicted model, not a curated record. Gene Ontology annotation, biological process: G protein-coupled receptor signaling pathway. NCBI's taxonomy places the organism in Eukaryota, Metazoa, Cnidaria, Anthozoa, Actiniaria, Actiniidae. Gene Ontology annotation, molecular function: G protein-coupled receptor activity.